This is a messenger RNA of Schistosoma spindalis, 3136 nucleotides long. NCBI's taxonomy places the organism in Eukaryota, Metazoa, Platyhelminthes, Trematoda, Strigeidida, Schistosomatidae. The record is from the annotation of a GenBank genome assembly.
AUGUUUCUGCCCAUUCUUAGGUGCCGUGUAGUUUUCUUGAUUUAUCUUAGUAUGUCUCGGACUAACAAAAGUCAUAGGCCACCGGGUUUGAGAGGAAAAGAGAUAGGCCUUUGGCAUGCUGCUCAAUCGAAAAACAGAUGUAAAGGUCAUUUGGACUACCAGAAUAAGUUUGCUUCUAUGCCUCUUGUCGGCCUGAAUCUUCCGAAGAUUCAGUCAGUUAUACAAGAAUUUGUGGAGCCUGUUCAUGAAAUCCCCAAAACUAGUAAUGAACAUAUUUCAUUCAUGUGUAAACUCCCAACUCUCAGUACUUCAAAACAAACUCCCGAAGAGGACGAAGCAGAAGAAUUAUUUGGAGAGAUUCGAGAUUGCUUUGAUGUCUCAGUGGGUCCAUGCUCUGAUCCUGAUCAAAUGUUAUUAACAAAAGAAAGCUUGGCUCGAAAUCCAGACAUUGAUCAUGAGCUCUGUCUUUCAAUGCGGAACUGCAUAAGUUCUGCUGCCUACAUGAAAAUUUUCGAAUCCAGGUGUAAACUUCCAGCAUACGAAUUCAAAGAAGAUAUUGUUUCAACUAUUCGAGAUAACCAAGUUGUUAUAAUAAGCGGUGAAACAGGUUGUGGGAAGACUACACAGGUUCCACAGUUUAUUUUGGAAGAUCAGGUCUUAGGUGGAAAUGGGUCUGUUACGCGUAUCAUUGUAACACAACCUCGGCGUAUAAGUGCUGUUUCGGUUGCUGAACGUGUAGCAACUGAAAGAGGACAGUCUAUAGGAUCUUCCGUUGGCUAUCAGGUCCGAUUAGAACGCCGAUAUCCUCAACGUCCUCAUGGAUCUAUCAUGUUUUGUACGACAGGAAUUAUUCUUCAAUGGUUUCGUUCUGAUGCACUUCUAAAGAACAUCAGUCAUAUCAUUGUUGAUGAAGUACAUGAACGGGAAUUUUUGUGUGAUUUUCUAUUGUGUAUGCUAAAACGAAUUGCUCCUCUUCGUCCAGAUCUUCGAAUCGUUCUCAUGUCGGCAACAAUCAAUGCAGAAAAAUUCGUUGAAUAUUUUGACAAUUGUCCUAAAUUUGAAAUUCCCGGUAGAACUUUCCCAGUGAAGACAUAUUAUUUAGAAGAUGUUUUGAGAGAAACUAAGUUUUGGCUGCCAAAUAAUGCUAUAACUACUUUAUGCCGUGAUCAAUCACGUACAUUAAAACAGCGCCUUUUAAAAUCUAAUCUUUCAAAAAAAGAAGCUCGCAUAUUAUCUUAUGGAAAAAGCCCAGAAUUCAAUAAGUGGUUGCAUUCAUUAACAGGAUUAUCUUCUAAUGCAAUAGAAAUUUUACGUAGUGUUGGAGAAGAUGCCUAUCCUCAAACCGAUCUUAUUGCACAUUCAGUUGAGCAUAUUUUACAGAAUACACAAUCGGGUGCAAUACUUGUCUUUGUUCCAGGUCUUGUCGACAUAAAAGAUGUAAUCAGAUGUUUACGUGACUUAAAUCCAAGACGAUAUGAUGAUCGUUAUGGAAGUGUUAGAAUAUAUCCAUUACAUUCAAGAAUUCCCACAUCUAGAGAUCGCUCACUGUUCGAACCCUCACCAAAAGAUCAAAGAAAAGUGAUUAUAGCAACUAAUAUUGCUGAAACAAGCAUAACCAUUCAAGACGUAGUUUAUGUGAUUGAUUGUGGUCGUAUCAAAGUGACGGAUUAUGAUCCGAGGCAGAACACAUCAACUUUGACUGCGAUCCUUGUUAGCAAAGCCAAUGCAGCUCAGCGUUCUGGAAGAGCUGGACGUGUACAGCCUGGCAUCUGUUAUCAUUUAUUCCCAAGUUAUGUGUACAAUAAUGUUAUGUCAGAUUUCCUACAACCAGAAAUGUUACGUGUCCGUUUAGAAGAUGUGAUUUUAAGAAUAAAAUUGCUAGGCCUCGGUCGUGUAAAGUCUUUCUUAAUCCAUUGUCUUGAUUCUCCUUCUGAAGAUGCUAUCUCAAAAACUUUGAUAUUUCUUAGACAAAUUCAAGCUUUGAAAUUAAUCAAAUCAGAAACAUCGAAUUUUAAUACAUCUCAUUCAAUAAAAUCUCAUGAAAAAGGUCAUAAAGUCAAUCGAAAGUCUCUUCGAGAAUUUUCAGAGGCUAUUAAAAAAGAUGUAAAUGCUAUUGGUGUAGAUUCUUUGGAUUCUAGUUGUAUCCAUUUAGAUUCAGCAGAUGAAGAUGACGAUGAGUUAACUCCUCUUGGUGUACACUUAGCCAAUUUCCCACUGGAUCCACAAUGUGCUAAGCUUUUAAUUUUCGGUGCAUUAUUUGGUUGUUUAGAACCAAUUUUAGCUGUCGCUUCGUGCUUAACAUUUCGUGAUCCAUUUGAAGUACCUUUAGAGAAACAACAAGAGGCUGACCGAUGCCGAAUAGAAUUGUCUCAGAACUCUUUAAGCGACCAUUGGGUAUUUGCUACAGUUAUUCAAAGUUAUCAAGGACUUAAUUCACAAAUCGAACGUCAUCAAUUUUGUAAAAGAUAUUUUCUAAAUGAACGUACCAUAAAGGAUAUUAUUCGACUUAUGAAUGACUAUGCACAAUUGUUAUAUGAACGAAGGUAUAUUGCCACUCCGAAACCUAAUGAUUCGAAUGCAAACUGUAAUCAAUGGAAUAUCAAUCUUUUCCGAGCAAUAAUGUGUGCAGCACUAUAUCCAAAUAUUGUAAAACUGGAUCCAAGAUUUACUAAAGAGGGCAAACCUAAACUACCGGUCAUUAUGGCUUGUCCAUCUGAGGGUAGAGCAAAUAUUCAUCCAUCGUCAGUAAAUAGUAAAAUUCAACCAACUGAGCCUAUAUGGAUGGUUUAUUUUACAAAAACUAAGCUUGAAUCAGGAUCUUAUCCAUCCAUAUUCGAUUCAACUGUCAUAUCACUGAGACCUUUGUUACUUUUCAGCGGUAAUAUAGAAAUUUCAAAGAAUGAUACAAGUCUUUUCACCAUUGAUCAAUGGAUUAAAUUCAGCGGGGAGUUAAAAGUAGUCAAUUUAUUGAAAGAUUUACGGAAAUGCAUGGAUGGACUGUUGGAACAGAAGUUUAAAAGUCCUAGUGUGGUUAACUGGGAUAGAACAAAUAACGAAGGACGACUCCUUCAAACUAUUGUGGAUCUAUUAACAAGUGAACCCCCGCCAGCUGUUCAAGUUGAGAAAUUAAACCUAA